Leptidea sinapis is the source of this 2038-nucleotide messenger RNA. RefSeq names its product prolyl 4-hydroxylase subunit alpha-1-like. Gene Ontology annotation, biological process: peptidyl-proline hydroxylation to 4-hydroxy-L-proline. Gene Ontology annotation, molecular function: procollagen-proline 4-dioxygenase activity; protein binding; L-ascorbic acid binding. The coding region runs from base 191 to 1846 and encodes 551 amino acids. The transcript is spliced from 12 exons. The record is from RefSeq and is a predicted model, not a curated record. Gene Ontology annotation, cellular component: endoplasmic reticulum. NCBI's taxonomy places the organism in Eukaryota, Metazoa, Arthropoda, Insecta, Lepidoptera, Pieridae.
UCAGGUAGUACGUCGGCGUGUUCAUAUACUAAAUUAUAUACCAUAAUAAGUGUAUACUGUGAAGGGAAAGUUACUUUGAUAAUUACUUGUCUUUAAAUGGAAUUUGCAAAUUGAAAACUUGCAUUGAAGAAUAGUUUUUCAAAAAUUAAUUACCUAAAAUUUUCUAUUAGUUAUGGGUUAUAGCCAGUAAAUGCUAAGUAUGUCUCAGCUUAACGUCAUCAUUUUAUCCAUAUUAAUUGUAAGUUUUGUAAUCUGGGCGGAUGGGGAAGUAUACACAUCAACACACGAGAUGGAGUAUCUAUUAGAAACUCAACAGAGAGUCGUACAAGAACUAGAUGCGUAUAUUUCUACAGAAGAACAAAGACUGAACGAUUUAAAACGGCAUUUGGACAUAUUCAAGAGGGAACAGAAGAAGGCAAUGGUAGAUCCAGUCAACUACGUCGGUAGCCCAAUAAACGCGUUCACUCUGAUCAAGAGACUCACAUACGAUCUGAAAGAGAUUGAGACGAACAUUAAAGUUGGAAUAGAAUACAUUAACAACGUAACACUUAGGGAUCAUGACGUGAUGUAUCCAACGCAGGAAGAUCUGACAGGCGCCGCAAUUGCUUUAAGCCGGCUGCAACAAACAUACCAGCUGGAAACAGAUGAUCUAGCUGAGGGCAAGUUGAAGGGAGUAACGUACAGCACACCAUUGAACGCGGGUGACUGUUUCGAGCUGGGUAAGGCUCUAUACCGUGAAAAAAUUUACAAAGAAGCACUCGAAUGGAUGACUGUGGCUUUACGUAAAUAUGAAAUGGAGCAGAUCACUUAUAACUUCACUGAAGAGAAUAUUUUCGACUUUAUCGCAAACACAAAAUAUGUGUUAGGUGACAUAAAGAGUGCGUUGGAGUGGACAAAGAAACUAUUGAUAUUGAAUCCGAGUCACAAGCGAGCUAGUGUUAACAUCCCAUAUUUGAACAAGUUGAUUUCUGUGGAAGAGAACGAUUUGAAACGCCGCCGUCGUGGGGACACAGGAGAAGAGAUAGUUGAGGUACGGGUAGAGCCGGCGUCAACAAUGACCUACGCUUACCAUUUCACUAUUUACGAGAAACUUUGUCGUGGCGAAUCCAACUUACUCCCAAGUAUCAGCAAGACGUUAUCAUGUCAAUACUUGACAGGAGAACACCCGUUCUUACGAUACGCGGCCAUCAAGAUGGAAUAUCUGUACAGAGACCCGGAUAUUGUCAUGUAUUACGACGUGUUGAGUGACAAUGAAAUUGAUUUCAUUCAAAAUCUGGCUAAACCUAAUUUGCAACGGGCGACUGUUGGUGACGAGUCGGUGUCGGCCCACUACCGCAUCAGCAAGACUGCGUGGCUGAAGGACGAGACAUCACCGGUCGUAGCGCGCGUGUCACGCCGCGUCGCGGACUUCACAAACCUCGAUCUCAAUACCUCCGAGGAUUUGCAGGUCGCCAACUACGGAAUCGGAGGACACAAUGUGCCGCACUUCGACCACGCCAGGAGUCAUGAAAGCCCAUUCAGCUCCGAAGAGGGAAACAGAAUCGCGACAGUUUUGUUUUACAUGUCUGAUGUGGCGCAAGGGGGUGCCACCGUCUUCACUGAGCUGGGCCUGUGCGUGUUCCCAGUCAAAGGUGCUGCCGUGUUCUGGAUGAACCUGCACCGUUCUGGGGCUGAGGAUCUGGCCACGCGCCACGCGGCCUGCCCUGUACUCCUUGGCUCCAAAUGGGUAUGCAACAAGUGGAUCCAUGAGGUUGGUCAAGAGUUAGUGAGGCCGUGUAGUCUGGAGUAUCAACCAGAAAAUAUGCAUCUGAAGCUGUCGCGAGGUGUUCCUAAGUCGUUUAGAUAGGUUAUGUUUAACAUAUACGAUUAAAAGGACUUAUUGUAAUUCAGUAAGAACUUAGGGCUAUAUUUCACCUUGAGACUAAGGUUGCGGAACCAGUCGCCGCAACCAUCCAAUUAUUUACACCUAUACACUAUAGUUACUCACCUGGUGUCCGAUUGGUUGCGCAGCCAAGCUGUCGGCGCCGAUUCACUGACU